Messenger RNA from Rhea pennata, 2229 nucleotides. RefSeq names its product neuregulin 2 (gene NRG2). The transcript is spliced from 12 exons. Bases 1 to 2229 code for a protein of 742 amino acids. Gene Ontology annotation, molecular function: signaling receptor binding. Gene Ontology annotation, biological process: intracellular signal transduction; animal organ development; nervous system development. The record is from RefSeq and is a predicted model, not a curated record. Lineage: Eukaryota; Metazoa; Chordata; Aves; Rheiformes; Rheidae.
AUGAGGCGCGACCCGGCGCCCGGCUUCUCCAUGCUGCUCUUCGGCGUCUCCCUCGCCUGCUACUCGCCCAGCCUCAAGUCGGUGCAGGACCAGGCGUACACGGCCGCUGUGGUGCUGGAGGGCAAGGUGCAGUCCGUGGCCCCCCCCGCCGGCGGCGGCAAUGACAGCCGCGGCCCCGCCGGCCCCGCCGGGGGGGUCCUGGUCAAGGUGCUCGACUUGUGGCCCCUCAACAGCGGCGGGCUGCAGCGGGAGCAGCUCAUCAGCGUGGGCUCCAAGGCGCCCUGCUUCAAAGUGAAGCGCAACCACCGCUACAUCUUCUUCCUGGAGCCCACCGAGGAGCCGCUCGUCUUCCGCACUGCCUUCGCCCCGCUCGACACCAGCGGCAAGAACCUCAAGCGGGACGUGGCGCGGAUCCUCUGCGCGGACUGCGCUGUCCCUCCCAAACUGAAGAAACUGAAGAGCCCAAAUGUUCACGUUGGUGAAAAGAUUUCACUGAAAUGUGAGGCAACUGCUGGCAACCCUCAGCCCUCCUACAAAUGGUUUAAAGAUGGCAAGGAGCUGAAGAAGAGUAAAGACAUCCGGAUCAAAUAUGGGAAUGGAAAAAAGAUUUCCAGACUGCAGUUCAACAAGGUGAAGCUGGAAGAUGCUGGGGAGUACAGCUGCGAAGCAGAGAACGUUUUAGGGAAAGACACCGCAAAAGGCAGCCUGAAUGUGAAAAGUGGAACAACGAAAGCACCACAAGUCUUACCAGCCUCAGAAACUAAAAUAGUUGUUAUGGAAGAAGAGUUAACUACGACUCUCUCCUCCUGGUCUGGGCAUGCUAGAAAAUGCAACGAAACAGCCAAGUCCUAUUGUGUCAAUGGUGGGGUAUGCUACUACAUCGAAGGGAUUAAUCAGCUGUCUUGCAAGUGUCCGAUCGAAUUCACAGGAGACCGGUGUCAGCAUUUCGCAAUGGUCAGCUUCUCCAAGCAUCUUGGAUUUGAAUUAAAGGAAGCUGAAGAGCUUUACCAGAAGAGAGUUUUAACCAUCACUGGCAUCUGUGUUGCCUUGCUUGUUGUGGGCAUCGUCUGUGUGGUAGCUUACUGUAAAACCAAGAAACAACGAAAACAAAUGCAUAAUCAUUUACGACAGAACAUGUGCCCUGCCCAUCAGAACCGAAGCCUUGCAAAUGGGCCAAGCCAUCCACGUUUGGAUCCUGAGGAAAUCCAAAUGGCUGAUUACAUUUCUAAGAAUGUUCCUGCCACUGAACAUGUGAUCCGAAGGGAAACGGAGACAACCUUUUCGGGAAGUCAUUCCUGCUCCCCAUCUCAUCACUGCUCCACAGCCACUCCAACUUCCAGCCAGAGACACGAAAGCCACACGUGGAGCUUGGAGCGGACAGAGAGCCUGACUUCAGAUUCUCAGUCGGGGAUAAUGCUGUCCUCAGUGGGAACCAGUAAAUGCAACAGCCCUGCAUGUGUGGAAGCUCGGGCCCGCCGUGGGGCCGCAUACUGCAUUGAAGACUCAAGGAGGCCCAUGAUGCAGUAUCGGGAUUCUGUGGAUUCCCUGCGGGACUCACCACACAGUGAGAGGUACGUGUCGGCCUUGACCACACCAGCACGCCUUUCGCCCGUUGACUUCCAGUACUCUAUUGCUGCACAGGUGCCCACUUUUGAGAUCACCUCCCCCAACUCUGCGCAUGCCGUGUCCCUGCCUCCGGCAGCUCCCAUCAGCUUCCGUGUGGAAGAACAACAGCCCCUCCUGCGACGGUACCAGGUCCCCUUCCAGGACAUGCAGAGAUAUGACAGCUAUUACCAAAGGAAGACCUACCUAAAUGACAGCAUGGGGAGCCUGCCCUCCAGCCCCUUCCGCAUCACGGAGGAUGAUGAGUAUGAGACAACGCAAGAGUACGUCACAGCAUUAGAGCAGCCAAAGAAAACAGCCAGCAGCAACAGGCGAUGGAAAAAAUCCAAACUGAAUGGGCACAUCUCUCACAGAGCCAGAGCGGUCCGGGACUCGUUCUCCUUGAGCAGCGCCUCUUAUAGUGAGUCUGACGAGGAGCUCGUGGCUGAGAGCACCCCAUUCCUAAGCAUUCAGAACAAUGACGCAAUGAACACAGAUUCGCCCCCACUCUAUCGGCUGGGUGACAGCCGGACUUACUAUUCCUACAGCAGACACAGCACUCACGGGGAAAGUGGGCAGAGCGGCUUGACACACACGACACCCAAACAAGACCCGGAUCCUCUCUAG